AUGCGGUCAUUUCCUUUGGGAACCUCACUAUCUGCAACUCCUAUAAACAUCUCAAAAAUAUCACCUUUCAAUAUUCAUUUUAAGAAACCAACUACUUUUCCAUCUUGGGGUUCAACUCCUCCUCAUGAAUUCUCUCUCUCCCAAUCAGGAUUAUGUAGAGCAAGUCAAGUUGCUGAUUUGUUCCCAACUGUGUCUCCUGAAAUUAUUGUGCGGGAGGCCAGGUUGGAGGACUGUUGGGAAGUGGCAGAGACUCACUGCAGCUCCUUCUUCCCUGAGUACUCCUUCCCAUUAGAUUUUGUGCUGAGGAUGGACAGAUUGGUGGCCAUGUUGGCUGGAUUCACUUUACCAAACGGUUGCAAGAGAACAUGCUUGGUUGCUGUUAUUGGCAACUCACUUGGUGAAACUUUUUUAUUUGGAAGUGAAGAUUUCAAGUUUGGUGGUUUUGAUGGGAAAUUCGGCCUCAACAAGGGAUAUGUGGCUGGUAUAUUAACAAUAGAUACUGUUGCUGACUUUCUACCUAGGAAGGGGCCAUUGCGGCAGAAAAGGACUGGAAUUGCAUACAUAUCAAAUGUGGCAGUCCGGGAAAAAUUUAGGCGGAAGGGAAUAGCUAAACAUUUGGUAGCAAAGGCAGAAUCACAAGCCAGAAGUUGGGGCUGUCGUGCUAUUGCAUUACACUGUGAUUUAAAAAAUCCUGCGGCCACAAAGUUAUACCAAGGCCAAGGUUUCAGGUCUAUCAAGGUUCCAGAAGGAGCUAACUGGCCACAGCCAAAGACCUCACCAGAUAUGAAGUUCAACUUCAUGAUGAAGCUUCUCAACAACUAA
Sphenostylis stenocarpa is the source of this 822-nucleotide messenger RNA. Lineage: Eukaryota; Viridiplantae; Streptophyta; Magnoliopsida; Fabales; Fabaceae. The record is from the annotation of a GenBank genome assembly.